This is a messenger RNA of Colossoma macropomum (tambaqui), 893 nucleotides long. RefSeq names its product gamma-glutamylcyclotransferase b (gene ggctb). The record is from RefSeq and is a predicted model, not a curated record. The coding region runs from base 71 to 715 and encodes 214 amino acids. Gene Ontology annotation, molecular function: gamma-glutamylcyclotransferase activity. The transcript is spliced from 5 exons. Lineage: Eukaryota; Metazoa; Chordata; Actinopteri; Characiformes; Serrasalmidae.
AUCAAACCAGAAACAAAACAGGAGGAUCCCAGUCUGCUCCUCUUUAUGUGCAGACGAGCUGAGGAGCGCGAUGGUGGCUCGGGGUGAACGCUGCAGCUUUAGCAGCAUGCUGCUGUUUACCGGACUCGUCCUCCUGUCCGUGCUGGACGCUUUGGAUGCCAUGGACAACCAGGCCACCUUCCUCUACUUCGCCUACGGGAGCAACCUGCUUAAGGAGCGGCUACAGCUGAAAAACCCCUCAGCCCGAGUUCACUGUGUGGCCAGGCUUCAGGACUAUAAGCUGGUGUUUGGGAACCAUAAGGGUUUGGCGAGUGACCGCUGGCACGGCGGCGUGGCCACUAUCGAGCACAGCCCAGGGGACGAGGUGUGGGGGGUGGUGUGGAAGAUGAACGUGGCCGACCUGGAGAGUCUGGACAGGCAGGAGAACGUGAGGUUGGGAGCCUACAGCCCAGUGGAAGUGUCCGUGUGGACCCGUGGUCAGGAGUUAAGCUGUCGGACGUACAUCAUGAACAGCUGCGUCUACGCGCCGCCGUCGCCGCAGUACCUGAAGGUGAUAGUGUUGGGGGCGGAGCAGAACGGACUGCCGAAAGACUAUCAGGAGAAGCUGAAGGCCAUUGAAACUAACAAGUACGAGGGUCCACUGCCUGUGAUGGAGGAGGUGGAGCGAGCUCUGAAAAACUCCAAGCAGAAAAAAAAGGGUCGCUCUGAUGCUUAAGCCAACAGAGACGUCUGCUCUCAGAAAUAAUAACUGUAUAAUUAAAGAAAUACGUACAAAUAACUGUAUAAUUAUAAAGUAUCUACAGUUACAACUUGCAUGUAAAAGGAAAAAUUAAACCAGCUAAUCUAGUAACCAGUAAAGGUUCAGUUUAUGUUGUUCUGCCUGGAGAGUUUUU